Molecule: messenger RNA, 1929 nt
Organism: Megachile rotundata (alfalfa leafcutting bee)
Lineage: Eukaryota; Metazoa; Arthropoda; Insecta; Hymenoptera; Megachilidae
Product: achaete-scute complex protein T3
Biological process (GO): sensory organ development; regulation of neurogenesis; positive regulation of transcription by RNA polymerase II
Cellular component (GO): RNA polymerase II transcription regulator complex
Molecular function (GO): RNA polymerase II transcription regulatory region sequence-specific DNA binding; DNA-binding transcription factor activity, RNA polymerase II-specific; protein dimerization activity
Source: RefSeq, a predicted model, not a curated record
UACUGUCAGCAUCGAGGGUGUGGUUCAAGUUUUCAACUGUCUUUGCUCGCGUAACAACUCGUCUCGUUUCGAAGGUUUUUAUUUCUCUUCGUACGCCGGUUCGACGUAUAGCGUGUACUUAACCGAGGUGUCACUGAAGGAAGGGGGUUCGUUAGAGAGGGUUCAGCUGUCGUAGUAAACGAUCGGCAGCCUCGUACUUCGAGUACAUCGGGGAUCCUAUUUCUCAAGGUCAUCUGGCACGCGCUGCCGCGCACUCCUGCUCACGUAGUGGGGGGGAAUCGGAUCAGUGAUAUGACCUUAGUGGGAACGAAGGAGGGGAACGUAUUACCCAUCAUGUUGAGCGUACAGCAACAGCAUCAUCACCAUAAUCUUCAUGGUUCUACGACCAGUGCUCAGACCCAUCGCGGCAAUGUGAUUGUUUCGACGAAUAGUAUGCCGACCAACGACAUCAAGAUCCAGCAGCACGGGUGUAAACGAUCGAAAAUCUACAGCCAGGCGACCGGGCCUUAUGGCACGGUUCCUCAUCAACCAGCUUCGGUGGCGAGGCGGAAUGCACGCGAACGGAAUCGUGUCAAGCAGGUGAACAACGGAUUCGCCACGUUGAGACAACACAUACCCCAAAGCGUGGCGCAAGCGCUCGGAGGAAGUACAGCCGGCACACACGGUGGAUCUAGAGCUGGCAGUAAAAAACUGUCGAAAGUAGAAACGCUCAGGAUGGCGGUCGAGUAUAUCAGGAGUCUUCAGCGGCUUCUCGAAGAGCACGACAGUGGUUCGGAUUUGACCAGCGUAUCGUCGCCCACCUCCUCACCGCCUUCUUCGACGUCCUCUGCCUCGUCCACGUGUAGUUCCAACAACGGUCUCGGAGUCGAAGCCAGUCAUCACUCGCCAGAGUUAAGACUUCGCAGGAAUGCUAACAACGAGAUCCGACAUCAUAAUUCCGACUUGCACCGACAUCAACAUUUGAGACAAAACCCUAGUCCAACUUUCGUGCCCGCACCCUGUUCCGAGGCUUCCAGUUCGCCGACACCGAGCUUUGUCUCCGAAGCGUCAUCGGCUGGCAGUCAAGGAUACGGGACUUCGGGAACCCUUUACAACACGCAUUCCGAUGGUUACGAUAAUUAUGAACCCAUGAGUCCAGAAGACGAGGAACUGUUGGACGUCAUCUCCUGGUGGCAACAGAGUCAAUGAAAGGACCGAUGUCUACGUCGGCUCCUCGUUGGUUCUUUCUUGUCUUCACAGAAUUCUCCUGAAGUAUGUUAGAAGAAGGGACCUAAGGGAGCCGGCAACCAGCGGCUGUUCUACUAACUGUGAUCUAGUCAUAUCAACAUUGUACACAUGUAACUUUAUGAAUCGACAAAGUCGCGUUUUGUUUUUGUCGAUAGUUGUGCUGGAGACAUUUGACGCGUAACUUGUCCAAAAAGUUUUCUAUUAUUGUUCUGUAAGGGUGUCGUAUCGACAUCCAGGUAUCCUCGAAGGAUACAGCAUUCCAGAGUGCCUUACAAGGAUUGUUGAUGUUUUAUCGAGUACUCGACAAAAUGUCGUGCAACUCGACAAACGUACAGUUCGCAUCGACAUUGAAAUCCUUGGUUAGUUUUAAGAGGACAUUAUGUUCCAGUAUCGUACGAGUAUUUGAAAGAACUGAUUUGUUGUAAAUUUUAUGAAUGUUAUCAUUGCAAAUAUUAAGGAUUCGCUUGAUGUCCCGCAAAGGAAUGUUUUAAAUAUUUAUAUCGAUUCAGUUAUUCGAACGAAUUCUCACGGACCGCAAGCUGUGGGUAUUGUUGUAAUAUAAUGAUUUGUAAUAUUAUUGUAAAUGGUUAUAUAUGUAUAUUGAACAGAAUCAAAGCAGAUGAACUUUUUAUCCGUUGAUACUCAAAAUUCGAAUAAAAUUGAACGGAAUUUUAUCGUGACGAUGCUUCUUGUAAAUAAAUA